Balearica regulorum gibbericeps (East African grey crowned-crane) is the source of this 735-nucleotide messenger RNA. The record is from RefSeq and is a predicted model, not a curated record. NCBI's taxonomy places the organism in Eukaryota, Metazoa, Chordata, Aves, Gruiformes, Gruidae.
CCUAUGGAAUCAACAGCAUCCUCUACCAGCGGGGCAUCUAUCCCCCCGAGACCUUCACCCGCGUCCAGAAGUACGGGCUCACCCUCCUCGUCACCACCGACCCCGAGCUGAAGAACUACCUCAACAACGUGGUGGAGCAGAUGAAAGAGUGGCUGUACAAGUGCAUUGUGCAGCGCCUGGUGGUGGUCAUCUCGAGUAUCGAAAACAAUGAGGUUCUGGAGCGGUGGCAGUUUGACAUCGAGUGUGACAAAACUGCAAAGGAUGACAGUGCACCACGAGAAAAAUCUCAGAAAGCUAUUCAGGAUGAAAUUCGAUCUGUUAUCAGACAAAUAACUGCCACAGUAACUUUUCUGCCACUGCUGGAAACUGCCUGUGCCUUUGACUUGCUGAUAUACACAGAUAAAGAUUUGGCAGUGCCAGAAAAGUGGGAAGAGUCAGGACCACAAUUCAUAGCCAAUUCAGAAGAGGUUCGUCUUCGCUCCUUCACUACUACAAUCCACAAAGUAAAUAGUAUGGUGGCUUACAAAAAGGAUUCCUUUCCCUAAGAAGUGGGGGUUUUGUAUACAUUCUGUAACCUUGUAUAGUUUCUGGUGAUAGUGCAGCUAAGUCAUGAAUGCACCAUUACUGUUGCUCUUAAGUAUGAUACAGAAAAAAGGCAACAUGUUUGUCUGUGAUGAUGUGGUGUAACACUAGACUAAGCUGGUAUUGUUUUUAAAGAGGUCUAAAUAAAGUAUU